AUGACUACCGUUGCGCUCGCUCGACCAAUCCCGCCUCAUCGUCCCUCAUCUACCAUCACCCCACCACUGUCUCUCGAGUCCAGCUCCAGCUCCAGCUCUUCGCCAUGCUCCGUCCCAAUUCCUAAUAAACACCUCCCUAUAUGUCCCACUGGACCCGCCUGUCCCGACGAAAUCGAUACUCCGCCUCCAUCACCACCCUCCCAGGACCAGUUGCAACAAACUUCAGCUCUAUACCCUCUCGAUGGGUUCAAGCGCAUCGAUUCAGACGAGCUCUCCAUCUAUGAGAUUGACGGACCCAAAGUUGCAGAGGCUGUUGAUGUUGCUUCACGCCAGCCGUUGCCUGACCCUGGACUCGUCUUCCCGUGGUUCCAUGGCCUUCAUCCCCAAAACCAUGUUCAACAGUCCUUUUUUGCUGCCCGGCGACGUGCUUCGAGACCAACUCCCUCGUGUAUUCGAUCUCUCACUCUCGUCAAAGCUGAUGGAGACCUGAACUGCGCGCGACUGAAGGGCGCUGUUGCUCCCAAUGAAAUCAUUCAGGCCAACAACGCUGCCAGGUUCAUUGAGGCAGACCCAAGGGAGGGCUUUUCUGUACGGAAUUUUCAGAUCCAAACAGUGAAAACGGCGGUGCUUUCGGACAUAAUUGUUUAUGGUCGGGACUUGAAUAAGACUCGCAAAGUGGCGUGGGACAUUGCAGGUGCGCAGAAGCUUUGGCGUGAAAAACACGAGGACCAAGGCGAAUGGAUGCCAGAAUAUCACACGUUUAUCUGCACAAGUCCGUUUUCAAGUUUCGAGGAAAAUCAUCCCGAGAUCGUGGCUGUCGAUGAGGCCAGUCAUUUGACUGGCAAUGUCCUCGAUUUCUUUAGUCAGGAGAGGCGGGAGAUGUGGGCAAUGACCGAAGCCUCUGAAUUCUCCGAGAACGUUUUCAUGGGCCCUACUCCCGAACAAGGAAGCCCUGAAGAGCAAAAGUACGACAUUCUAAUCGAGUGUAGUGAUUUGGGGCGACUGAACCCCCUGGCUCUUCAACUGAUUGCUGAAAGUCCUGACGAUGAUCGCAAGCAGCAUUUUCUCGACUUUCCAUCUUCCGGCAGUAUCCUGCCACCAACGUGGUCGCACUCAGAAGCGGAUGGUAUUCUCGAAACCUGUAAAUGGAUCUAUCAUCUGGCACAUGGGUUGUACCCGGAGUCUGACCCAGCUAUGGCCAACGAUGUUGUGGACGCAGAGGGAGAUUCGCCCAUGCCCUCUGAUCACGAGUCUACUUUUGAGGUUAGACCUCGUAAGAUCUUACUUCACUGCGCUGACGGAUACACCGAGUCAACAAUGUUGAGCAUUGCGUACUUCAGCUACAGUACCGGACGGCCUGUUCCUGACGCAUGGCUGCAACUUCACACAGACAAGAAGCGGAACUUCUUCGCAUACCCGACGGAUGUUGCGCUGUUGACAUCUAUCACCCCUAGAUUGCUCCGGGAGUCACCUGUUUGCAAAGGACUCAGCUUAACAGAUAUAACUCAUUUGACAAGAGACGAACCAAGCUGGUUCGCUGCGCUGGAUGGGUCAUUCCCGAGUCGCGUUCUGGAUUAUAUGUACUUGGGCAACUUGGGCCAUGCAAACAACCCGGAGCUCCUGCGAGCGCUCGGGAUUACUCAGAUUCUCAGCGUCGGCGAGAUAGCCAUGUGGCGAGAGGGUGACCUGGAAAAAUGGGGUAAGGAGAACGUAUGCGUGGUGCAAGGGGUUCAAGACAACGGUAUCGACCCGUUGACUGAGGAAUUCGCUCGAUGUCUUGAAUUUAUCGAUCGUGGUCGACGGAAUGGCACUGCAACACUAGUACAUUGCCGUGUGGGAGUAUCCCGCAGUGCAACAAUUUGUAUCGCUGAGGUUAUGCGAGCAAAGCACAUGUCAUUCCCCCACGCAUACUGUUAUGUUAGAGCCCGCCGUCUGAACGUCAUCAUCCAACCUCAUCUUCGGUUUGCUUAUGAGCUGCUGAAGUACGAAGAGGCGCUCCAGCAGGAUGGUGACCCUCAUGCCGAGAUUCAGAGAACCUUGGAGUGGGCUGAAAUUGCACGAGAAAUCGCGCUUAUGAAUCGGCCAUACUCACGUUGA
Fusarium coffeatum is the source of this 2097-nucleotide messenger RNA. RefSeq lists its product as uncharacterized. The transcript is spliced from 2 exons. Bases 1 to 2097 code for a protein of 698 amino acids. Gene Ontology annotation, biological process: nuclear DNA replication; protein dephosphorylation. Lineage: Eukaryota; Fungi; Ascomycota; Sordariomycetes; Hypocreales; Nectriaceae. The record is from RefSeq and is a predicted model, not a curated record. Gene Ontology annotation, molecular function: protein tyrosine/serine/threonine phosphatase activity.